Punica granatum (pomegranate) is the source of this 1916-nucleotide messenger RNA. The record is from RefSeq and is a predicted model, not a curated record. Lineage: Eukaryota; Viridiplantae; Streptophyta; Magnoliopsida; Myrtales; Lythraceae.
AGUAAACCCCCGGAAACUUCCCUCCGCCAUUUCGCUCCUCCUUCGUUGGCAAAGCUAAAACCCUAAAACCCACCCAUCUCUGCUCAUCGCAACAACCGGGCAGAGCUUUCGUGACUGUGAAAGCUCCGGUUUUCAGUGAUCUCAGGCCCUCGCCAUGGCCCCUGAUGCAUCCGACGCCCUGGCAGUGAGGCAAAAAGUCCAGCUCUUUCUCAAUGCAGCCCGAACGGGGAAUCUUGAUUUGCUGAAAAAUUUAGCAAAGCAGCUUGAUGAUGGCAAGGGGAUGGCAAUAACUGUGGCGGAUGUUAAGGAUGCAAACAAGCGAGGGGCGCUCCAUUUUGCGGCAAGAGAGGGCAAGAUUGAGGUUUGCAAGUACUUGCUGGAGGAGCUUAAGCUUGAUGUUGAUACAAAAGAUGAAGAUGGUGAUACUCCUCUUAUUCAUGCUGCUCGACAAGGGCACACUGAAACAGCAAAAUACCUUAUUGAGCAUGGUGCUGACCCAUCUAUACCUAGUGAGUUAGGUGCUACUGCCCUGCACCAUUGUGCUGGAAUAGGGAAUAUUGAGUUGUUGAAGAUCAUACUUUCAAGAGGAGUUGAUGUUGAGUCGCAAAGUGAUGCUGGGACCCCCUUAAUUUGGGCUGCUGGUCACAGUCAACCUGAUGCCGUGAAGAUUCUCUUAGACCAUCAGGCUAAUCCCAAUGCUGAAACUGAUGAUGGUAUCACACCACUGUUAUCUUCCGUAGCGGCCAGUUCACUUCCUUGUUUGGAGCUGUUGCUUCAGGCAGGUGCUAAUGUGAACAUAAUUGCUGGUGGAGCGACCCCUUUGCACAUUGCUGCCGAUAAUGGGAAUCUUGAGAUCAUUAAUUGCUUAUUACAAGCUGGAGGUGAUCCUAAUAUUGCUGAUGAGGAGGGUGUGAAGCCUAUUUUGGUCGCAGCUGGAAGAGGCAACCAGAGGGCUGUGGAGGCUCUUUUUCCCGUGACCUCACAAAUCGAAUCUAUCCCGAAAUGGACGGUUGAUGGCAUUAUCGGAUAUAUGCAGUCUGAGUCAGGCAAACAGCAGGAAGAAACAAAAAAGCUUCAGGAGGCAAAGGCCCAGAAAGAUACUGCAUCAACAAAGCAAAAUCUUCCUGAGGUGAGUCCAGAAGCCAAAAAGAAAGCUGCAGAAGCAAAAGCAAGGGGAGACGAUGCUUUCAAGAGGCAGGAUUUUCAAACAGCCAUUGAUGCUUAUACACAGGCAAUAGAUUUUGACCCGAAUGAUGGGACUUUGCUUUCCAAUAGAAGUCUUUGUUGGAUUCGUCUCGGACAGGCUGAACAGGCACUAGCUGAUGCAAAGGCCUGCAGAGCGCUCAGGCCCGAUUGGCCCAAGGCUUGCUAUCGUGAAGGAGCAGCUCUGAGCUUACUGCAGAGGUUCGACGAGGCAGCGAAUGCAUUCUAUGAGGGUGUCAAGCUCGACCCCGAAAAUAAGGAGCUUGUAAAUGCUUUCAGAGAGGCUGUUGAAGCCGGAAGGAAGUUUCACGGCACUGAUCAGACCAAGACAUAACUUGGGAUCAUCUGAAGAAUGAGAUGCUGUGUCUGGGAAGUUCUCCGUGGGCUGCGGUCGGUUCCCUGGGAGACGGCGACCUUUUGAUAUAGGCUCCGAGGAGUACAUUGAGUGGUGGAAGGGGUAUACAUGAAGCCACAAGGGGAAGCAAGGCUUGCAGAUUCUAUCGACUGGUGGGUCUUUCUUGAAUUUGUGUAAAAAUAUUAUAUGUCGGCACUCAUGUUCUGUGGGAUCUUUGUGGUUGAGAAAGAAUCUUAGUGAGGCAAAAUCAUUGAUGAAGCAAAGCUCGUGUUCUUUGAUGUCCUACUAAAGCUACUCACAAUCAUGUUCCCCAAGUGUUUCAACGGAAAAAGAGAGAGAGAUCACAUGAUUGACAUGA